Molecule: messenger RNA, 4567 nt
Organism: Thunnus maccoyii (southern bluefin tuna)
Lineage: Eukaryota; Metazoa; Chordata; Actinopteri; Scombriformes; Scombridae
Gene: csf1rb
Product: colony stimulating factor 1 receptor, b
Exons: 22
Coding region: 1-3078 (1025 amino acids)
Biological process (GO): multicellular organism development; cell surface receptor protein tyrosine kinase signaling pathway; osteoclast differentiation
Cellular component (GO): CSF1-CSF1R complex; signaling receptor complex
Molecular function (GO): cytokine binding; macrophage colony-stimulating factor receptor activity; ATP binding
Source: RefSeq, a predicted model, not a curated record
AUGAGAUGUUCUUGCUUCAUUAAUGUUUCCUCUCUGUUUGUUUCAGAUCCUGGUCCUCCAUUGAUCCGUCUCAACUCAGACUUCCUGCCAAACCAAACCGAGGUGGUUCUGACCGCCGGCUCCGCCUUCAACCUCACUUGUCACAGUAACGGUUCGGUCCGCUGGUCCGCCACUGCGUUCCGCUUUCUGUACGAGGAGCAGCUGCCGGACCUGUUGAAGGUCGAUAGGUCAGACCCCAGACAUACUGGGACGUACUACUGUGGGUACACCAACCGCAGCCUGGAGCACCUGGACACCUGGGUCCACCUGUACGUCAAAGAUCCCGCCAACCCGUCCAGCGUGUUUGUCAUGCCUCGCUACGCCGACCGCAGCACCAAAGAGGGGGAGGACUUCCUGUUCAAGUGUCUGCUGACUGACCCGUCGGUCACAAACCUCACCCUCGAAUUAGAGGGCGGCGCUGGGCGGGGCCUGCCCCGCGGCAUGAAUGUGACCUUUGACCCCCGGCGUGGAGCACUGAUCCGACACCUGGAGACGAGAUUUAAGGGACGCUAUGUUUGUUCAGGCUGGAAACACGGAAGACAAGUCAAGUCCACCGCUGUCAACCUGCUGGUGGACCACAGGCUGCGUCGUCCUCCCUCCCUGUCUGUCAGUCAGGAGGAAUUUGUCCGUCUGGUUGGGGAGCAUUUUGAGGUCACCUGUCUGACCAGUAACCCAAACCACUUAUACACCACCAAGUGGACACAUCCCCAGACAAAGGCGGCGAACAUUAACAUCAGCCAACGCUAUAUCGACAGUGUUCUGUACAUCAACAGGACACUGACUGUUGCUGCUGUCAGUCUGACAGACAGCGGACCGUACACCUGUACCGCUAGCAAUGAGGCUGGUGAUGCCACGGCAACCAUACAGCUCAGAGUUCUGGAUCAUCCUUACCUUAGGAUCUACCUGCAGCAGCAUGCUGGGGCCCUCGUUGCUAACAUUAGCAGCAUGUCGUUGGAGGUGGAAGGGGAGAUAGACACUAACAUUAGCAACAGUUCAAUGGAAGUCAUGGAAGCAAAAAGGGAACUGGUUGCUAAUGUUAGCACAAACAGAAUGGGAUUGAAUGGGGCUAGCAAUGCUAACAUUAGCAGCAGCAGGGUGGAGGUGUAUGAAAGUCAAGAUGUGAUGCUGACCUUUGUGAUGGAGGCAUAUCCUCCAAUCAGGAACCAGCGCUGGAUGACACCAACACACGUCAACAACAACAACAACACAGUGUAUCAGGAGCGCUAUACCACUAACGGCUACAGGUCGGAGGCGAGCCUGUUGCUGCGGCGGGUCCAUCAGGAGGAAAGAGGCCGAUACUCAUUCCACUUCUCUAAUUCGUUCUUCAGCGGCCCCCUGAACAUCGACCUCCGAGUUUUCCGUUCUCCGAGUGUUCGCAUCACUCUGGAGAACAACACUCUGACCUGCAGAAGCUCUGGAUAUCCACUACCCACAAUCCUUUGGUACACCUGCACCGGGGUCAAAGACACGUGUGGAAACGUCUCCACCUAUCAGGUCUCCCCGACUGAUGUGAGAUCACAGGAGGAGGGGGAGGAGCAGGUGAGGAAACACCUGCCCCUCCGUCUGUCAGCUCAUGAUGAUGACGUCACCGUGGAGUGCGCCGCCCGUAACAGCAGGGGGGAGUCACAUGACGUCUUCCAUCUUCGUUCUGCAGGACAUCCCAAAGCUCUGAUUGGUGCUGUGAGUGCUGCUGGUGUUCUCCUCCUGCUUUUAUUGGUCGUCUUUUACAAGUGGAAACAGAAACCCAAAUAUGAGAUUCGCUGGAAGAUCAUUGAGAGCACCGACGGCAACAACUACACCUUUGUUGACCCCACCCAGCUGCCGUACAACUACAAGUGGGAGUUUCCCCGAGACAAACUCCGCCUCGGUGCUGUUUUGGGUUCAGGGGCGUUUGGGAAGGUCGUCGAGGCGACGGCGUACGGUCUGGGAACUGACAGCAACGUCACCAGAGUCGCCGUCAAGAUGCUCAAACCGAGCGCGCACUCGGAGGAGCGGGAAGCUCUGAUGUCGGAGCUGAAGAUUCUCAGCCAUCUUGGUUACCACGACAACAUCGUGAACCUGCUGGGCGCCUGCACUCGCGGAGGACCCAUGCUGAUGAUCACUGAGUACUGUAGCCACGGCGACCUGCUCAACUUCCUGCGGGGCCACGCUCAGGACUUCAUGGCGUCCAUUCUGAGCGUGGACGAAGUGGAGGGGGAGGCGUUCUAUAAGAACAUGGCUGCCCAGCACGCCAGGCUCAGGAGUGACAGUGGGAUCUCGUGCUGUUCAGAGUAUCAGGAGAUGCAGCCGAUUAUGAGUCCAGGACAGAAACACUUGGGUGUGCAGAAAGACAGUCUGUCUAUCGGUGACCUCAUGAGGUUUUCCCACCAGGUGGCUCAGGGUCUGGACUUCCUGUCGACCCGAAACUGUAUCCACAGAGACGUAGCGGCGAGGAACGUGCUGCUGACUGAUUGUCGUGUUGCAAAGAUCUGUGACUUCGGUUUGGCGAGAGACAUCCGCAACGACGACAGCUACAUCGUCCAGGGCAACGCCCGUCUCCCGGUGAAGUGGAUGGCUCCAGAGAGCAUCUUUCAGUGCGUUUACACGGUUCAAAGUGACGUCUGGUCCUACGGAGUCUUACUGUGGGAGAUCUUCUCUCUGGGUAAGAGUCCCUACCCGAAUGUCGCCGUGGAUACCAACUUCUACAGGAUGAUCAAAGAUGGCCGCCACAUGGAUCGGCCAGACUUCGCACCAGCAGAGAUGUAUCAGCUGAUGACGCUCUGCUGGAAUUUGGAGCCCACAGACCGACCGACGUUCAAAAUGAUCGGUCAGCUCAUUAACAGGCUCCUCCCCUCCGCCAAUGACACGUCGCCACAUCAUGGCGAGCAGCUGACAUACAGGAACAUCGACGAGUGCAGAGAAGAAGAGGAAGAGGAGGAGGAGGAGGAGGGGGUCAGAGGAGGAGACUCACUAAAGAGAGGAGAAGAAGAAGAGACCUGCGAAGAAGAUGAGGAGGAAGAGGAGCAGGCGCUGAUGAAAAACAUCUACCAGCUGUCCUGAUGCUGGUGUCCAAUCAGAAUGUGUUUGUUGGAUAAACAGUUCUCUAUUUUUGUAAAGGAAAGUCUUCUCAUGAUGAAGAGUAGUGAUCACAUGACUCUGUUUGUUUUUCAGCCCAUUAAUUAUAAAGUUCCUACAGAAAAAGCAUCAUGUGUAACAUUAAAGCUGUCAGUCAAUCAAACCACCACAAACUGCUGACCUCACAGUCAAUCUGGGACUGAGGGGCCCCUCAGGGUCCCGGGCUACCUAGGGUCCCGGGCCCACCAGUAUCCCAGGCUAUCCAUGGUCCCGGGGCCCCCCAGGGUCCCGGGCUACCUAGGGUCCCGGGCCCACCAGUAUCCCAGGCUAUCCAUGGUCCCGGGCCCACCAGGAUCCCAGGCUACCCGGGGUCCAGGGCCCCCCAGGAUCCCAGGCUACUCAGGGUCCAGGGCCCCCCAGGGUCCCGGGCUACCCAGGUUCCCGGGCCCACCAGGUUCCCAGGCUAUCCAGGGUCCAGGGCCCCCCAGGAUCCCGGGCUACCCAGGAUCCCAGGCCCCCCAGGAUCCUAGGCUACCCAGGGUCCAGGGCCCCCCAGGAUCCCAGGCUACCCGGGGUCCAGGGCCCCCCAGGGUCCCGGGCUACCCAGGUUCCCCGGCCCACCAGGGUCCCAGGCUAUCCAGGGUCCGGGGCCCCCCAGGAUCCCGGGCUACCCAGGAUCCCAGGCCCCCCAGGAUCCUAGGCUACCCAGGGUCCAGGGCCCCCCAGGGUCCUGGCCUACCCAGGUUCCCGGGCCCUCCAGGGUCCCGGGGCCCCGGCGAGGCAGCCUGCAGUGGAUCGUUGGUGAUCCAGUUUCACUUUCUACAGAAACUGUGACGCUAAAAAUAAAACUUUAAUUCAAAGAUUCUAAACAAACAUUUAAAAAGAGACAAAAUUAUAUUUUGAACCAAACUCUGUAACAUUUUCUAAGUAUUUAAAAAACAACAACACUGUUAGAAGGACAUUAACCAACGUCGGCUUCAUUCUAACUUCACCUCCAUCUGAAAAACACUGAAUUCACUGAAGAUACUUUAACCACCAACAAAACACUCACAACUUUUUAUACGUAUUUCAAAAACCGCUAAAAUUUAUUUUUAACAAGCCACCAACCAAAACCACAAUAUUGCACAUUUUAUUCUGACAGUAUUGUUCCUACAUUAUAAAGUUCAGGAUGUUCUUAUGAUCGUGUUCAGCAGCUUUUAGGAUCCAUGUUGGUCAAACUUUCACUCAGCUCUACAGAGAUCUGUCUGAAUUUUAUUCUUCACAUUUUGUUGGCAAAGUUUUUUUUUUUUUAAGUUUUUAAUUAUGGAAACAUUUAAUCAACAUAUAUGUUUUGAUAAUCUGUGACUUUUUAUUAUGAUUUUUUUUAUGAAUCUGAUUAUGUUCUAUAUGCUCUCCUCUGUGAUUGGUCAGAAUUGUUUUUAUAUGUGUCACUUGUGUUUUUAUGACGAGUGUGAAAAUAAAUUCUUUAAUCAGA